Messenger RNA from Drosophila busckii, 4779 nucleotides. RefSeq names its product probable phospholipid-transporting ATPase IIB. The coding region runs from base 641 to 4441 and encodes 1266 amino acids. Gene Ontology annotation, molecular function: ATP hydrolysis activity; ATP binding; ATPase-coupled intramembrane lipid carrier activity. Gene Ontology annotation, cellular component: endosome; trans-Golgi network; plasma membrane. Gene Ontology annotation, biological process: endocytosis; phospholipid translocation; retrograde vesicle-mediated transport, Golgi to endoplasmic reticulum. The record is from RefSeq and is a predicted model, not a curated record. The transcript is spliced from 6 exons. Lineage: Eukaryota; Metazoa; Arthropoda; Insecta; Diptera; Drosophilidae.
CGUCGUUCAUAAUAAAUUGAAAAGUUAAAGCGCCAAUGUGUUAAUUGUUGUCGCCUUCGGUUAGUGGCUAUUGGCUAUUUCUAAUUGAUACACAAGCAUUAUUCAUUCAAUCAGCACAAUUUAAGCAUUUGUUUGAUGACGUCCGUGGGGGAACGACCCCUGCCCCAUUGUGCAAAGGUAGCACAAAUUGCGGUGUGCUACUAAAUGUUUACGCUGGCAAAUAAAAACAAUUGAUAAGGCCAUUGCACACAGUAGUGGUGCGUUGUAUUUGAUUCGGGAGUGCGGCUAAGGUGUUUGGCAUGGCAUUAGUGCAUUAGUCACCUGGCUGUGAAGCACAAGGUUUCAGUGAAAACGUGGCAAACGUAAGCUCAAUGCAAUUGCCAAAGGGGCAAUAAGAAAGCACUCAAGCCAGACGAAAGAUUGCACUACAAGGAGGCCCAAUAUUGAGACGGAGGCGCGUCGCAAGUUGAAGAACUGUUGCUUAGCCGUGGACUAUAAACAAAGGAAACAGCAAUUAAAGCUUAGCCAAAAAUAGAGACGGAACAACAAACGAACACUCGCACGCACACCUGUGUAAUCCAAAGCUCUCUUUUAUACACUCACACGGAGAGCGAUAGAGAGCAGCGCUCUUACUUACGCCAUGACUGAUAACGAGCUAACGCUACGUGACUUUGACGGAGAGAGCGAAGAGACUGAUUCCGAAACAGAAUUGCUCAUACGCCACACUAACAGCAGCGGCGGCGGCGGAGGUGGGAGCGACGCUGCCAGUAGAAACAAACACAGCAACAACAACAAUAGCCAAACAAGGCGAAAAAGCUCAACUGGUUACAGCGGCAUUGGCAGCAUUUCUAGCCCCUCUCGCAUCGGCGGCGACAGCGCUAGCGGCAGCAACAACAGCUUUCUGGGCAAUUUAUUUAGUCUUGGCUCAGCCGCCGGCCAGAUACGUUAUAGAAAUGAGUCGCGAAGUCGCGAGCGCGCCAAAUACUCAAUUAGCAAUAGCGGCAGUAGUGCAACGCGUGAUAUUACGGAAAGCGGCAGCAGUGCCACGAAACUGGCGCAACUAACACAAGCGAGCGCCAGCGGCGCCAAUGAUAAUUCCGGUGCGACACGCGCACACGUGUCCGGUGAUCUGAGUGCAGCCAACGGCAUUGGCGCCCACACAGUGGUCGAUCCCGAGAACGGCACCUCCACAGUCUUUUACCAGAACAACAGACGGCGCAGCAAAAGUCGCAGCCUAAGCAAUGUGUGCAAGAUGUGUUUAUGCAGCUGCUGGAAGAAAUGGUUCAGUCCACGCGAGCUUCGGGCUCGCACCGUAAAUCUGGGGCGCCCGAAUACGGAGAAGUUUCCUCCAAACGAGAUUCGCAACCAAAAGUACAACUUCAUCACCUUUUUGCCGCUCGUGCUCUUCGAGCAGUUUCGCUUCUUUCUCAAUUUGUACUUUCUGCUGAUGGCCCUGUCGCAGUUUAUACCAGACAUACGCAUAGGUUAUCCUUAUACCUACUGGGGACCACUGGGCUUUGUGUUAAUGGUGACCAUUUGUCGUGAGGCUGUGGACGAUUUGCGUCGCCAUCAGCGAGAUCACGAGGUCAACUCGCAAAAGUACAAACGUCUGUCGGCAACUAAUGGCAAUGGCUAUGAGAUGGUGCCCAGCUCCAAGCUUAAAGUGGGCGAUGUCAUUAUUGUGGAAAAGAACGAACGCGUGCCAGCAGAUUUGAUUUUGUUGCGCACCAGCGAUCGCAGCGGUUCGGUAUUUGUACGCACAGAUCAGCUGGAUGGUGAAACAGACUGGAAGCCACGCCUGGCAGUGCCCUAUACGCAAAAGCUAAGCCGCGAUGCGGAACUGCACAGCAUCGAUGCAAGCUUCUAUGUUGAGAAGCCACAGAACGAUAUACACAGCUUCAUAGCAACUUUUUGCGUAACCGACGGCAGCGAGGACACGGGUUUGAGCGUUGAAAAUACGCUGUGGGCUAAUACAGUAGUCGCUGCCGGCACAGCUACAGGCAUUGUCAUCUAUACGGGCUGUGAGACGCGCAGUGUCAUGAACAAUUCACAGCCGCGCUCCAAGGUGGGUCUGCUGGACACUGAGAUCAAUGGACUGACUAAGGUUCUAUUUUGUGCCGUGUUGGGCCUUUCUUUGGUCAUGAUGAUGCUUAAGGGCUUUGGUGGUCCCUGGUAUCGUUAUAUGUUCCGCUUUGUGCUGCUCUUCUCCUACAUCAUACCAAUCAGUCUGCGUGUGAAUCUGGACAUGGGCAAAGCCUUUUACUCCUGGCAAAUGCAGAAUGAUGACAAUAUUAAGGGCACAGUCGUGCGCUCCACAACCAUACCCGAGGAACUGGGACGCAUCUCCUACGUACUUACGGACAAAACGGGCACGCUUACUCAAAAUGAAAUGGUGUUCAAGAAAAUACAUUUGGGCAUAGUGUCACACGAUGCGGACACGUUCCAUCAUAUAGGACAGAUAAUACAGAAGCUAUCGGGCAAUAUAUUGCAGCAGCAACAACAGCAGGGCAGCCUGUCCAGCUCUAGCAGCGCAGGCGAGUCCACAAAGCCUAUGAUGUUUGCAGGAAAUCGCAUGCGGCGACCAGAGGGCUGGCGUGAAUGGGAAGCAGUGCGUGCUCUGGCCUUGUGUCACAAUGUGACGCCGGUUAAUGAUGAAGAGGACAAUCGUUCAGUGUCCACCGCUUCGACAGUGACGGGCGGCAAUAAUUCACCCACCAAAUCUGUGAUAAACAUUGAGGCACCCGGCAGCACAGACACCGAGCAUCAGUAUCAGGCUGCUUCACCAGAUGAAAUCGCGCUGGUCAAGUGGACCGAGCAGGUGGGAUUAACGCUUAUUGCACGUGAUCUAAACACUAUGACGCUGCAGGUGAAGACCGCCAGCGAUGAGAAUGAUAUCUUGCUGCAGUAUCAGAUCUUGCAACUGUUUCCCUUCACCAGUGAGAGCAAGCGCAUGGGCAUUAUUGUGCGUGAAAACAAAUCGGGACAGAUUACAUUCUAUCUCAAGGGCGCCGAUGUGGUUAUGUCCACAAUAGUUCAAUACAACGACUGGCUGAGCGAGGAGUCGGGCAACAUGGCGCGCGAGGGACUGCGCACAUUGGUUGUGGCCAAGAAGGUGCUAACUGAGGAACAGUACAAUGACUUUGAAAUGCGCUACAAUGCGGCACGCCUCAGCAUAACCGAUCGCGUGUCCAAGGUCGCCGCUGUAGUGGAGUCGCUGGAGCGUGAAAUGGAGCUGCUUUGUCUCACAGGUGUGGAGGAUCGUCUGCAGGAGAAUGUGCGUCCCACACUGGAAUUGCUGCGCAAUGCAGGCGUGCGCGUCUGGAUGUUGACGGGCGAUAAGCUGGAGACCGCCUGCUGUAUUGCAAAAUCCUCGCAGCUGAUUGGACGCAAUCAGGGACUGCACGUGCUGCGUUCGGUCAAGACGCGCACAGAGGCACAUCAGGAGCUGAAUCAGUUUCGACGCAAGCAGGGACAUGCGCUGGUCAUCUCGGGUGAAUCGCUGGAGGUGUGUCUGCAGUAUUAUCGCAUAGAGUUUCUAGAGCUGGCCACUGCCUCACCCGCUGUGGUCUGCUGUCGCUGCUCGCCCACGCAAAAGGCGCAAGUGGUGGAGCUUAUACAGAAGCAUACGCGUAAGCGCACUUGCGCUGUGGGCGAUGGUGGCAAUGAUGUGAGCAUGAUACAGCAGGCGGAUGCCGGCGUGGGUAUUGAAGGACGCGAGGGACGACAGGCAUCGCUGGCUGGAGACUUUAGCAUUCCGCAGUUUUCACACAUUGCCAAGCUGCUGCUUAUACAUGGCCGACGCAGCUAUAAGCGCUCUGCAGCGCUCUCCCAAUUUGUUAUACAUCGCGGCUUGAUUAUAACAACGCUUCAGGCUGUAUUCUCGGCAGUGUUUUAUCUGAGCUCCGUGGCAUUGUAUCAGGGCUUUCUCAUGGUCGGCUACUCAACACUGUACACCAUGUUCCCAGUGUUUUCGCUGGUGCUGGAUCAGGAUAUUACUUCAGAGACGGCUGUUACGUAUCCAGAGCUUUACAAGGACCUCAGCAAGGGACGCAGUCUUAGCUAUAAGACCUUCUUCAUUUGGGUGCUGAUUAGUAUUUAUCAAGGCGGCGUCAUUAUGUAUGGCGCACUCAUACUUUUUGUCGAUGAGUUUAUACAUAUUGUGGCCAUAAGCUUCUCAGCGCUGAUUAUGACAGAGCUUAUUAUGGUGGCGCUAACAGUGCGCACCUGGCAUAGGCUCAUGGUCUUGGCGGAGUUGUUUAGCUUGGCACUCUAUCUCAUUUCGCUGGCUGUGCUGCAUGAGUAUUUCGACUGGGAGUUCAUCUGGUCGUAUGACUUCCUUUGGAAGGUUUCACUCAUCACGGUCGUCUCCUGCUUGCCGCUGUACAUUAUCAAGUUCUUACGCAAGAAGUGCUCGCCGCCUUCGUACUUGAAGCUCUCUUAGAUGCUGGCAAAGUAACUUUAUCUCUAUUAUUUCCUUUUUUAAUUAAAUAAGCACACAUUACUCGAGUUCUUUAAUUGCUUUUAUGUUUGUUUUUGUCCAAGCUAUGCCAACCACACAAAAAUCCUAUACGUGAUAUAUAUAAAGUGUAAUUAACUUAACCUUCGCCGUCGUCUCCUUUGUGUUGAUUAUUAUUUUUGUUUAUAGCCAUUGUUAAAAGUGAGAUGCUGCAGUUAAAAAGUGAAAGUGAUUAUGCGAAACAGAUAUGUAGGUAACGAUUUAAUGUUUAAGUCGCAGUAAACCAAAUUAUUUUAAUAAUUAUUUAAUAUUAAUGUUAAAGU